AUGGAAGCUGUCGGCUCAUUCUGUUAUCUUCCCAUUGCCACAUGUCGCCAUCCUUCAAAUAAACCGCCUUCUUCGACCUGGCCCAAACUGCCUCCGUUUCCAGUAUGUAAUGUUCAGAGAAGAAUCCCUGGAAAGCCCGAGUGUCAGCCGCGUCUUCGGCAAACUGUCCUAUAUAAAGGUCAGCGUGCGUGGAGAGGAUCAGUCUGCCACUCGCUGCUGCUCUACAUAGUCAGCUUUCAGGAGCAAACAAGAACAAAAAUGCGCGUGGGAAUCGUGAUGCUCGCCCUGGCCGGGAUGUGCUGCGCCGCCCCCACCUACCAGGGCCUCCCGAACCAGCUGCCCCACGUCGCGCCGGGACAGACCUUCACCUUCCAGUCUAGCUCGUCCUCGUCCAACUCCGCCUCGUCCUCCAACCAGGAGUCGUCCUCCACCAGUUUCUCGUCCCCCGAGUUAAACUUCGACACGUCCUCCUCCAACUCGGCUUCGUCUUCGUCGGAUAGCUCUUCGUCGAAUUCCUUCUCCGGAUCUCUCACUGGCGGCGCCGGAGGAUUCGGCUCUCACUCUGCUGGAAGCCUAGGAUCGUCUGCUGGCGGCUCUUCAGGUGCUCUUGCUGGCGCCUCUGCUGGCACCUCUUCUGGUGCUCUUGCUGGCACCUCUGCUGGCACCUCUUCUGGCGCUCUUGCUGGCGCCUCUUCUGAUGGCCAAGCCGCUUCUGUUGCCUUUGGAUCCGACGGUCUUGGAGCCGCUGGUGCCCAGGGCGUCGCAUCUUCAACCGGCUUCCAGGAUGGCGUCCAAGGAGGCGCGGUCGGCUUCCAGGGUUCCUCCGCUGGCACUCACGGCGGUGCGGUCGGCGUCCAGGGGUCUUCCGGCAGCACCCACGGGGCAGCUCUUGGCGUUCAGGGGUCUUCCGCUGGCACUCACGGCGGUGCGGUCGGCGUCCAGGGCUCCUCUGCUGGCACCCACGGAGCCGGCUUCCAGUCUGGCGCUCAAGACUCCUCGAGCGAAGUCCAGUUUGGCUCUGAGGGGUCCUCGGGAGGCGUCGACUUCGCAGUCGCCUUCGGAGGCAGCGGCGCUGGUGGCGUCGGAGCCGAGGGCGGCGCCUUCGGCUCGGGCAGCGGAGACGCCGGCGCCCAGGGGUCCUCGGAGGGCUUCGGGAACAGCGGCCGCGAAGCCACUGACGUCAUCUCGCAGAGCUACGGCCUCCCCAUCUAAGCUCGCUCCUAGUCUUAACUGGACUUUAUUUAUCGAAUUAGGUAGAUGGACUGUUCCCUGUGAUACUGAGUGGUAGGCAGCUGAUCGGCGUAUGAUUCGCACUGCGCAGUAUUACCAUUGGCAUUAUUUCUGCAUGAGCACACAUCAACUAUGAAAGCUUUCUGCCACGAACUCUAAUGAUCCUCGAAGUUGCCGUAAUUUAAUCAAAGUAAAAUUAUGACAUUUGAA
This is a messenger RNA of Penaeus indicus, 1440 nucleotides long. RefSeq names its product keratin, type I cytoskeletal 9-like. The record is from RefSeq and is a predicted model, not a curated record. The transcript has 4 exons. NCBI's taxonomy places the organism in Eukaryota, Metazoa, Arthropoda, Malacostraca, Decapoda, Penaeidae. Bases 1 to 1212 code for a protein of 403 amino acids.